CUAGUGCAAGGUCAUGUGUUUGUGACGACACUAUUGUCGGUCGCGACCUUUGCAGCCCAUACCUAAGUUGUGACCGCAGGCAGCCGCGGCUGGCCACCACAUAUUCCGUUUGAUCGCAUACGCAAUGAGGUGGAACAGAUAACGAGUUGGUGGCGUAACUUGUAAUCGCAGUGGCGGUGUGGUCGCUCGCUGCGCCCGCGCCACUCUGCCACCGCAGCCGGACAGACGCGGACGUUCGCGCCACUUUUUGACACCUGUCAAAUUGAUCGUACUUUGCAAUCGCGAGUGUUUCUAUUGACAUUUCCUUGUAUCUCAGUUAUCUGUGACACCAAGUUUAUUGUUUAUUUGGAGUCUGUCGGUAAUCGUGCAAAAUGAACCACAUGGAUCAUAUGGACCACAUGGACCACAGCCAGCACCCCGGCCACGAUGGACACGAGGGCCACGAUAUGCACGACGACCCCUGCGCACACGCAGGCCACGGCCACGCCAUGGUGUUCCACGCGGGCGUGUGCCAGGAGAUCCUGUUCAGCGGCUGGAUGACGACCAACGCGCUGGAGCUGUUCGGGUCAGCAGUGGCCAUCUUCUUCGCUGGUGUACUCUACGAAGGCCUUAAAUACUUCCGCGAGGCCUUGCACGCGAGAGCCUCGUCCUCCACCGGUGACUCCAGGGUCAACAUUACCAAGAGCGAGUGUGGAGCCAAUGGACCUUGCGGUGGAACUGCUGUUGUCAAAUACACGAUGUUCUCGUCAGGCCACGUGAUACAGACGUUGCUGCACUUCCUGCAGUCGACCGCCUCCUACACGCUGAUGCUGGUGUUCAUGACGUACAACGUUUGGCUGUGCAUCGCGCUCGUGCUGGGCCUGGCUGUCGGAUACUUCUUCUUCGGCUGGCGAAAGAACACCGUCGUGGACGUCAAUGAACAUUGUCAAUGAUGCUCAACACUUUGGAAUGGCUUCAGACCCUCAGUUUACAUUCGAAAAUAUUGUAGCGUACCAGCUAGGCGCCACCUUCGUCACGCGUUAAAUCGCGCGGUUAAUUUAGUUUUAAACUUGGAACGACAUAGGAUGCGACUAAGUCGCAAACGUGUGGUCACGCUUUGUAUUGGUCUGUGCUUACUUUAUAUAAGUACAUAUUACUUCUUCUUAAGUUCAAAUCAUUAGUUCGCUGUCACGAGGACUUUUAGAGGUGGUCGCUAACAGAAACAUUAGAAAUGUUUAAGUACCAACAACUAAAUGCACGAAUCGUUUGAUUAAACAUUCUAUUUCUUACUUUUUUUCUAAUCUGACAAAUUGAUAGUGGUUGGCUAUUCGGCUAUUAAACAAUGAACUAGAGUACAUACCCAAACUAGCUGGGCCGAAAACAAUAAAUGAGGGAUAAUCAUGUCUGCCAUUAAAGUUUUAUAAGAAAGUCUACAAAAGCCAUCCCAAUGAAAGUGAUUAACUAAUGACACCUAAUUGAUAUUGUAAUAUAUAUUUAUAAGUACCUACCGUACGUAUGUACCUAGGUAACGUGGGCAGGUACUGUCUCUGUAAAGGCUGUCUAUAUAUUCCAUUUUUGUAUUUGCAAUAUUAGUAACUAGUUAAGUUUUUAGUAUAGAUUAUUAAUGUAAGAUUGAAGUAGGUAAUAUAAUUCUAAGUAUAAAAAAGGUUGUUUCUGAAGAAAAUUACGAAAAUACUGUUUAUAUCAUUUUCAAUACUACCUAAACGAAAUGUACAUACAUUCUCACACAAUUGGAGAUUUUGAUUAAAAAUUCAGAACUAAUUUCAACACUAAAAAUCUACAAGCCGUCUAAAUACUACCUACCUUACACAGAUAUCCUACUUGUUUCUAAAUUAUUUGUAAGUAGAUGAUAAUGUGAUAUUCAGCUAUAAUAUAAUUGUUAACGUAUUAAUUAUAGUACUCGAAGAGAUUUUAAACUUACAACAUUCCUGGCUUUAUCGUGGAAUUGAUAAAUACCAAUAUCUUUUUAAAUAGAUAUCUAUUUAGUUUUAAGUAAGUAAACUGUUAAAAAGAACAUGAUGACAUGAAAAUAACUUUAAAUAUUUAAAUACAUGAUAUAUUAUAUUAUCUAUAACCUUCGAUUGUCAAUGGUCGACGAUUGGUAACACUGUAUUGUUUGGAACACCAUAGUCCUAAGAGAAUUUGGAGCAUAACAUUUGCUUUUACAGGCGUACCUAUUUACAUCUAUAUACUUUAUUACUUCAAACUGACAAUCAGAUCAAUAAUAAGGCUUUACCGCCUUUAGGAAUACAUAAAAAUUACUAUAACUAUGUGCACUAAAAGUAAAUUUUGAUGAGGAAGUGUUUAUACUCCUUAGAAAUUAGUUAUGCCAUCGUGUUCCUUAUGAGCAAAUGCAGCCAAUGUAUCUUCCCUGGUCGUAGUCUCCAUGUUGUGGCAGCUCCCCUGGCAAUCAGGGUGAUCGACUAAGUACAACAUAGCGUCCAUUCGGCAUAGAUACAAGUUUCCAUCGAAAAAAUUGUAUGUAUUUCAAAAAAAUAGCAAUUAGUAAUGGAUACAAUUAAGUUAUAUUAAGCACCAAUAGUUUCUUGCCAUGCCUGGAUAUCGUAUAAUAAAAACCUGUGUACAAUACAAC
Spodoptera exigua (beet armyworm) is the source of this 2593-nucleotide messenger RNA. NCBI's taxonomy places the organism in Eukaryota, Metazoa, Arthropoda, Insecta, Lepidoptera, Noctuidae. The record is from the annotation of a GenBank genome assembly.